Lodderomyces pseudojiufengensis is the source of this 999-nucleotide messenger RNA. RefSeq lists its product as uncharacterized. The record is from RefSeq and is a predicted model, not a curated record. The coding region runs from base 1 to 999 and encodes 332 amino acids. The transcript has a single exon. Gene Ontology annotation, cellular component: nucleus; cytoplasm. NCBI's taxonomy places the organism in Eukaryota, Fungi, Ascomycota, Pichiomycetes, Serinales, Debaryomycetaceae.
AUGUCAAAAAAAUUAAAACUAGAUAACAUGGUCAAAAUUUGUACACACUCGGGGUCGUUUCAUGCAGACGAAUCAUUAGCUGUGUAUUUAUUAAAAUUAUUACCUAAAUUUUCCAAUGCUGAGGUAAUAAGGUCGAGAAAUCCUGAGGAUUGGGAAAGAUCAGACAUAGUAGUUGAUGUAAGUGGGAAAUAUGAUCAAGUUAAAUAUUUCGAUCAUCAUCAAAGGGAAUUUGAUACUACAUUUAAUAAUAAUUACAAGACUAAGUUAUCAUCUGCUGGAUUAAUUUACAAACAUUUUGGGAAAGAUAUAAUACAAGAAGUAUUAAAUUUACAAUCUAAUGAUAGUAAUGUGGAAUUGUUAUAUGACAAAGUAUAUAAAGAAUUUAUUGAAAGUCUAGAUGCUAAUGACAAUGGUAUUAGUAAUUACCCUAAAGACAUAGAAAGUAAGUUCAAUGAAAAAAAUAUCACAUUGCCUGCAAUGGUUGCAAAAUUUAAUCCUAGAUGGAAUGAAAGCUGUAAAGAUGAGGAUUUUGAUCGUCAAUUUUUGAUUGCAAGUGAACUAAUGGGUAAAACUUUUGUGAAUUUAUUGGAAGGAUAUGGCAAAGGUUGGUUACCUGCAAAAUCUAUUGUUGAAAAAGCAUUUGAAAAUAGAUUUAAUGUUGAUAAAUCAGGAGAAAUAAUAAUUUUAUCUCAAUUUUGUCCAUGGAAAGAACAUUUAUAUGCAAUUGAGAAGAAAAAUAAUGCUGAAGGAUCAAUAAAAUUUGUUCUUUUUCAAGAUGCAAGUGGUAAUUGGAGAAUUUCUACUGUUAGUAUCACAUCAAGUUCUUUUGAAUUUCGAAAAGGAAUACCGGAAGAGUUAAGAGGAUUAAGGGAUGAAGAAUUAAGUAAUAAAUCAGGUAUUGAAGGUUGUAUAUUCGUGCACGCUGCUGGAUUUAUCGGAGGAGCAAAAACGGAGGAAGGAGUUUUGAAAUUAGCAAAACUUUCCUUACAAAAAGACUAA